This is a messenger RNA of Prunus avium (sweet cherry), 1395 nucleotides long. NCBI's taxonomy places the organism in Eukaryota, Viridiplantae, Streptophyta, Magnoliopsida, Rosales, Rosaceae. The record is from RefSeq and is a predicted model, not a curated record.
AUGGCCUCCAGUACCUCCACAUCUGUCGAAGCUCGGUCCCAAGCUUUCCAUACUGAGUUCGAGGCAAUCUGCCGAGACAUCCAGGGCUCGAUCCUCCCCAACAUCAUCGCGCACUGGACUGAUGACGAUGGUGCCCCUACUGAUUCCUGCCUCCUCGGCCCCUCCAUUGAUGGCGGAAUGCCAGAGAGGCUUGUGGCCCACUUGAAGAACAACCUGGUAGACCACUCGGCCUUUGACGGGGGGGACUUCCAAGAUUGGAACGUUGUCAGGCCGCAGCAGCAAUGGCCGACCGUGACCUCGGACUGGGAGAAGUGGCUGCCGAGGAUGGAGCAUUUCUUCGGCAAGCAAUGGAAAGAUCAAGGCAUCUACCACUUGAUCAAGUUGUUUGAUCAGCCGCUCGUCAUGGAUUGGUCGCUCUUGGCCGCGGCCUUGUGCUUCUGGUCGUCGGCCACCAAUACUAUGAACUUUCGGUUCGGCAUGAUGACGCCGACCGUGCUGGACAUGGCCGCCCUGUUUGGCCUCUCUCCUCUCGGUGUGGAAGUGAACGCCGCACUCGUUGCUCCUGAGGUGGAAGAGAGCUUUAAAGCCAUGUGGCCCGCUCUCACGAGAGUCGCCGGGAACAAGGCGAAGAAUAUGCUCAACUACUCCAGCUUCUACAGCAACUUCAGCAUAAAGGACAGCGCUGAAGACAACAUCAUUGCCCCUCUCGGCGAGGUUGAACACGCCGCGUUCUUGCUGUACUGGUUGUGCAAGUUUGUGUUCUGCACCCAGGCGAACAAGGUCACCCUGGAGUUUGCUCAUGCGGCCGAUUAUCUUGCGCAGGGCGGCAGGCUAGGGCUCGGCCCAUUCCUUCUCGGCCAUAUCUACCGUACGCUUCAUGACAUCGUUACUGAUGGAAUGAAACCGAAGCACGGCGGUCCGCUGUGGGCUUUCCAGUUCUGGCUGCAAGCCUACUUCCCAGAGCUGAGGGCGACGGCUAAUAUUAACGACGCCGAGCCGCUGACCAAUGCAUUUGCCCGAGCUCCUAGGAGGCAUAACACCUCGGCCCUCUGUUACAAAUUCUUCUAUGGCCUGACUGAGAGAACUGGUACGCAGUUCCGAGUCUGCCUUACUCGGCCGUUCCCCCGGUUCCUGACUCACGACCUCUCCGUCAUUCCUGAUGUUGAGACGGAGAACGAUCUGAAGGAGAUCUGGGGCUCCUUCCUGGUUACGCGCGACCUUCACUGCGGCAUGUCCAAGGCCGGGGCCGAGGUUUAUCUGCCAAACUUCGUGGCGCGACAGUUCGGCCUAAUCCAGACGGCCCCACUCCCUCCUCUGUCAACCAACCGGCUCUCGUCAUGGAGGGCCGAUGUCUCUCAGCAACAAGGCGUGGCUGGCAUAACCUUCCAGCUUUAA